GUUGGUAACAGUCAGGUGUUGUAAAUAUCAGAGAGGGCAGCAAAAUGGUACCAAAAAAUUAUUAUAUCAUGCGUAAUCAUACGUGCUGAUUUAACAUGAUUCACAUUAUAAUUUCUGACUUUUCCUGAUGAUCUUCGAAAUUCGAAAAACAUUUCGGGUCAAAUAUUCAAACGCAUGAGGAUGGAUGAUAACGCGUGAUCGAAGUAUGGAGUAUUUAGGCGAGAUAUUCGCUCUCGGAAUUGACGCUGCUGUAUUUGGUAUUUGUUUGAAACAGUACAUUUCUUACAAAAGUGCUGUUCAGGCGGUUAAGAACGUUGAAUUACACGAUGUUAGUCCAAGUCUGAAAGAUCUGGUAGAUAAAACUCCAAAUGGGAAAAUAGAUUAUAUAGCUAUCAGAGGAAAUGUAAAGCCACUCGGAGAAUCUUUGCAGAGCAUUAAUAAGAAAGAUGUGACUGGUGUUAUACAGAAGCUUAGUGUCAGGGAACAUCUUGUAGCUAGAACAUCAGCUGGAUAUUGGUCUAAUCAAGAAAGAACUAUUCAGAAGGUGUACAAUGUGGUACCCUUUGUUUUGCAAAAGGGAUGGCAUUCUGUGGAAAUACUGGAUCCGUUGUCUGCUGACAUUUUAGAUUUGGAUGUAAUUUCUGAUCGUUUUGAACCUAGUGUACCAUCAUUUGUAGACCACAUAUGGGGAUUUUUCAUAGGAGUUCGACAACGUGGAAUACAGUCCACAGAAAAAAUGUUGCGUGCGGAUUCGAUUGUCACUGCAAUAGGUGAGCUCACUAAGCCAGGAACUAAAUCUGGUAAUCUCACUUUGCAAUCACCAUUAAACGGAUCUCCUUUUUAUAUAACAAGCAUGUCGAUUACUGCCUUGAUACGGACAUUAGAUGAUCGCAAGAAGAUGUACAGGAUAUUUUGUAUAAUAAGUGGCCUACUUGGAUUGAUACUCGGAGGUAUCAUAACAAGACGUUAUUGGAAGAAUAAACGGGAACAAAGACUGGCGGAAGAGUUGCGCAAGUCGCUCGAAGCUUCUCGACAAGAAAGACGUCAGAGAGUCAGGGAUAGAGAUCUCCGAGAGGAUCAAAUAUGUGUAGUUUGCAAGGAAAAUGCACGUGAAAUUAUUCUUUUGCCUUGUGGCCAUGUGUGUAUAUGUGAGGAUUGUUCCGUUAGCAUCAACAAUACCUGUCCUGUCUGCAGAACACACAUCACUCAAAAGGCGGCGGCGUACAUAGUGUGAAUUUUAUGUUGAUAAAACUUUGAUAAAGAUGCUAUUUUUAUGUUAAAAAAAAUGGAACGUGAAAACAAUGAAGAUUAAAUUAAGAUAAUAUUCUGUUUGAUUCUGAAAAAAAUAUUUCGUAAUAUUUCCUUCACAUUGUAAUUAUAUUU
Messenger RNA from Pseudomyrmex gracilis, 1383 nucleotides. RefSeq names its product mitochondrial ubiquitin ligase activator of nfkb 1-A (gene Mul1). The record is from RefSeq and is a predicted model, not a curated record. Gene Ontology annotation, biological process: protein ubiquitination; organelle organization. NCBI's taxonomy places the organism in Eukaryota, Metazoa, Arthropoda, Insecta, Hymenoptera, Formicidae. The transcript has 5 exons. Gene Ontology annotation, molecular function: ubiquitin-protein transferase activity. The coding region runs from base 185 to 1234 and encodes 349 amino acids.